Lethenteron reissneri (Far Eastern brook lamprey) is the source of this 3785-nucleotide messenger RNA. Its product is annotated as tetraspanin-3-like. The record is from RefSeq and is a predicted model, not a curated record. Gene Ontology annotation, cellular component: plasma membrane. Lineage: Eukaryota; Metazoa; Chordata; Hyperoartia; Petromyzontiformes; Petromyzontidae.
UGCGCGCCGGGCAGUGUUCGUCGUGUCUCCGAGUCGCUGUAAAGAACGCAGCAGCCGCCUUCAGCCUCCCGCGCCUCCUCCCGUCGUCUCUCGUCUCCUUCCGUCCCUACCGCAACUCGCCGGCUCGAACCAUGGCGAGCUGCGGAAUCUUGUCGUCCAAGACCGUGCUGGUGUUCUUGAGCUUCGUAUUCUGGGCGGCGGCAGCGGUGUUCUGCUAUGCUGGCGCCUACGUGUUCAUCACCUACGACCGCUACGACCACUUCUUUGAGGAUCGCUACACCAUCCUGCCGGCGCUCGCCAUCAUCGUGGCCGGAGCUGUACUGCUGCUCAUCGGCGUCAUCGGCUGCUGGGCUGCUGUCAGGGAGAGCCGCUGCGCCCUCGCUACCUUUGCCCUCCUGCUCCUCAUCAUCUUCUCACUGGAAGUGGCUGCAGUGGCGCUUGGCUAUAUUUACCAUGGCAAAGUUGAGGUUGAGGUGCAACAGAAGAUGCACAAAGCUUUCCAAAACUACAUGGGGCCAGAUUAUGACCCUGAAAGCCGUGCUGUGGACUACAUGCAGAAAGAGCUGCAGUGCUGCGGAUUUGCGAACUACUCCGACUGGAACACCACUGAGUGGGCACGCCACCACAAGUACAACAGUGUGCCUGUAAGCUGCUGUAAGCGCUCUGCCAAGAACUGCACCGGAUUGCUGAGCCAGCCUGCCAAGCUGUACCAACAGGGUUGUCUGCUGAAGCUGGGAGACGAAGUACAACAGAUUCUCACCUACUUGAUCGGAGUGGCCGUUGGAUUUGCAUUCUUGCAGGUGAUGGGACUGGUGGCGGCGUGUGUGAUCGCCUGCCGAAGAAAGCACGAUGAGAAUGAGCGCGCCUACGAGCCCCUGCUGUCGGAUGGAACCUACGCAUAGUCUUCCAAUGCAUUCCAGAGCCCACGUGUACUUCAGCACAUGGCGUGCACAUGACCCCGCGGGAAGGGAUGUUUAAGGUGUUGCUGCACCUUCGUUGACAAGUUAUUUAAAACAAUAGCUUAUUAACCACAUGCAGGAUUUAUACUCGGUAUAAAACUUUGAUAGUUUCAACACUGAUGGUCUGAAAAUUGUAAGUCUAAGGUUUAGGCAAUGUAAAAACGUACGAUCGAUUCGAAAUCAGAACUUUGAGAGUUCUCGUGCAAAGUGGUAGAGCACUGCGUGACAACCAUAUUCUCAUUUCGGUGUAGAUUUCUCCAUGUGUCCAGAGUAUUUAGGAAUGUUUUACAGGAAGCGAAAAAGCAUAACUCUUCCUGGUCCGACAGUGAAUGUCGGUAUGUCCUACUUCACAAAUAUCUUUGUUUUGUUUCUGAUCAGUUGCAAUGCCCAAUCCCAAAUGUUCUGAAUUGCAUAGAUACAAUAUGCUGAUUCUACAUUGAGUCGUGCAAGUUUAGUCAGUGAACACUGCAUCAUCGACAUCUCUGGUGCAAACAAAUCGCUAAUCCGAGCUGCUUGGUCCCCGACUGCUCGAGAUUAUCAAGCGUCCUACUCUAUCCUUUAUCUUCAAUGUUUUCAUCGUGUUUUCAUUAAUGUGGGAAUGUGAGCUAUACGAAACGCCUUCAUUUGGGAAUUUUGGAAGUAUGGCUUCUGUUUAAACAAAAAAACAUGUUCACUCAUUUGUGCUAAGAAUUUAAGAUAAUUGGGAUUAUUGGUCAUUUAAAGUAAUUAUCCUUAACUUUAGGUCAUUACUAAUUAAAAUCAUAAUUUGUUCGCUAUUCAAUGAGAACUUACAUUUCUUAUUUGUACACUGGUGGUUAGAUGUCUGAUAUCCUAAAUCUCAUUUGCCUGUAAAUAUAGUACUAACCAUUAGUAAAGAUUCGCUGAAGAUGGCAGUCGCAUCGAAUAAAUGUGCGGCGGUGGCAUGGUCGUGAUGGACCAUGGCAGUAACGGAUGGGAGCCGACUUGUGGAGCGCGUACUGCCAAAGCAUCGUCGUCUCCACGCCAGCAUAACCAUGACAUCACCCUUUGUCCCGCGAAAAUAAUCUGUCAUUACUUCUUCUCAAUCGCAAGUCUAAUUUGAAUGCAUGAGAUCGGCUGCUCUGAUUUUAGCUUUUCCUGUAUCAUCUUCUUGGUUCUUUCGGUAAAGUCACGUAGAAGGGAAGUAAUAAAAUAAUAAAAAUAAAACACCACCAGUGUGUUUUAUUUAGUUUUAUUUUUAGUUUUAUUUUUAUUAUUUUAUUACUUCCCUUCUACGUGACUUUACCGAAAGAACCAAGAAGAUGAAUCCCUGCAGUCACGAAAGCUUUAAAUCGAAAAUUUUUCCUGUAUCGUUAUUGAGUGCUUCCCUUUGUCACGUCCACUGUCCUUAGGCCUCGUUCUAUCACAUCCUUCCAUCUCGCCCUUGGUCUCCCUUUACUCUUGCCCUUACCUCCCAACUAACACACUUCUUCACUACUGCACCUAAAUACCUAAAAUCUACUGACCUGCUGGCUGUCCCUCCCUCUCCUAUCCACAACGUGCGCUCAGAGCAUUGGCUUUUUAAUCUCCUCGGCAUACUUUCCUGCCAUCUCACCAAACCUGGCUUGCACCUCCCAUUUUUAAAUUUGUCAUUGCCAAAGCAGCAAACAAAAGCUGCCACAGAUGCAAUGGAUUGAAUAUGCUGAUGCAUGGUGUAACCCCAACUCUUAAACUUCCAAUGGUUCCACCCUGUCCCCCAGCCGUUGUCUUUAUCUCAUUGUACAUUUCCCUAACUGUUCUCGCCUAUUUCUCCUGCACUCACUUCCUCCACAGACUUCAAUACGCAUCACCUCUUGGCAGUCUGUCAUCGGUUUUCUAUCAUGACGGGCUCUCAAUUAUCAGGUGACUGUCUGCUCCCCGUUUCACCGCAACGUGUUUGCAGCCAGCUCCCAACUCCAGUUCUGGCGUUUAAGUUGCACGGUGGCCAGCGUGCUGGUGGUGCCUCGUAAAAAGGCAGCCGUAAAACAUUGCUACUACAUUAGGCACCUUGUGAUGCUGCCAAUAUGGGCACGUUAUUUAUGUAGCCAACGCUCCUUAAUGCAAUGCUAGUAAUAUUUUCUGCACUUUGGUUUAUAAAUAGUCGACUUAUAACAAAGUAUUUUGUGCAAUGUCCUUUACUCCCACUAUACCAUGACACCAGUUUAUUUGCGUUUGAGCAGACGUCAAACUAAAACCCAUUAUGUUCAUGAUUGCGAGUUCAUGUAAUUUCAUUUCGCUCAACACCAUACAUAACAGGUUACCAUGAAAAUCAUACCUUAGUAAUUCCCCAAAACAUGUUUUUACUUUAAUCAUGCUUAUUAUUUGGUUGUUUAGAAUUGUAUGCAUUUGAAUAAAAUUGUGCGUGCUAAAUUUUUACUUUUUAAUCAAAUAAAAAUGGAUUUGGCAUUUUAGUUCAACGUUCAUUUAUGAGAGAAAAAUACUGGUUUAGGAUUUGGUAUGGUAUGCAUGCAGGGUAUAGUAACGUUAGCUUUUGAUGUUUCCCUGUGUCUUACGGGACUAAGCUAUUUGCUGAGCAUGACUCGAUACCAACGGCAGACAUUCCUGAGAGAAAGGAAGUAAAUACUGGGCUGGCUGAAUGCAGUGCAGAAUACAUGUUUUGCUUUUCCUUUUAACACUGCUCCAUUAGGUAUUCGGACUGAUGCUCAUGGUCACACUGGGCAGUACUUUUAUGAUAGUUGUGAUUAUUUAAACUUGUUUCUGGGUUUUGUUUUUUUCCAAAUAUAUACUGGUGUUGUUUGUAGGUUAUUAGUUUCAUGAUGUUUGUGUUUAUACCUCCUUGCAGUAGUUACAAUAAAUAUCAAACACCCA